AAUAACUUCUUACAAAAAUGUAAAGCAAAAUUGUGUACUAUAGAUCGAUGGUCCGCCCUUUCCUGGACCCCAUAUAUACAGAAGCUUUGUGCACGGAGCUGCCCUUCAAUAUUUAAGAAAAUAAAAAAUAAUAAUAAAAAUUUUAUCUCCGUUGCCUAAGUACACAUACGGUAAAGUACGUUAAAUCAUAAAAAAAAAAAGGUGAAAUCUUUCUAGUAUUAAUUUCUUCACUCGCCAGUGACCAUAAUAAUUGUCUGUCUUGCCGUCGCUUGUAAUUCACAUCUCCCACUCACUCCCAGUACUUGUCAAUGGCCAACCAUACUACCGCCAUGCCCACGCUAGCCUCCCAAAUCUGCAACCAGAUCUCCUCCGUCUUCACCUCCGCCGCAGCCGCCGCCAAUCCGCCCGUCCUCGACCUCAUCGUCGGCGAAAUCAACGCCACCGUCACCACCCACAAGGGCAAGGUCUUCCUCUACGGCGUCGGCCGGGAGGGCCUCAUGCUCAGGGCCCUCUGCAUGCGCCUCGCGCACCUUGGCCUCCCUACCCACAUGAUCUUCGACAUGACCACGCCACCCAUAUCCGCCGCCGACCUCCUCAUCGCCUCCGCCGGCCCUGGCGGAUUCUCCACCGUCGACGCCCUCUGCGGCGUGGCCAGGUCGCACGGCGCGCGCGUGCUGCUGCUUACCGCCCAGCCGGAGACGGGAUCGUGCGUGAAGUACGCCACCGCGGUGGCUCACCUACCUGCGCAGACGAUGGCGGACGACGGAGCAGGCGAGGGAGGAACUCAGCCGGCGGUGCUGCCGAUGGGGAGCGUGUACGAAGGAGCCAUGUUCGUGCUGUUUGAGAUGGUGGUGUACAGACUGGGUGAGGUUUUUGGGGAGAGCCCCGAAGCCGUCCGAUCUCGCCACACCAAUCUGGAAUAAAAUUUUAUGUCCAAGGGUAUUUAUGGAAUAUGAUAAAUAAUAAAAUAAUAAUCUUAGCCUCA
Malania oleifera is the source of this 985-nucleotide messenger RNA. RefSeq lists its product as uncharacterized. Bases 309 to 923 code for a protein of 204 amino acids. Gene Ontology annotation, biological process: carbohydrate derivative metabolic process. The record is from RefSeq and is a predicted model, not a curated record. Lineage: Eukaryota; Viridiplantae; Streptophyta; Magnoliopsida; Santalales; Ximeniaceae. Gene Ontology annotation, molecular function: isomerase activity; carbohydrate derivative binding. The transcript has a single exon.